Opisthorchis viverrini is the source of this 1241-nucleotide messenger RNA. RefSeq lists its product as hypothetical. Gene Ontology annotation, cellular component: plasma membrane. Gene Ontology annotation, biological process: L-glutamate transmembrane transport. Lineage: Eukaryota; Metazoa; Platyhelminthes; Trematoda; Opisthorchiida; Opisthorchiidae. The transcript is spliced from 7 exons. The record is from RefSeq and is a predicted model, not a curated record. Bases 10 to 1080 code for a protein of 356 amino acids. Gene Ontology annotation, molecular function: L-glutamate transmembrane transporter activity; neutral L-amino acid transmembrane transporter activity; glutamate:sodium symporter activity.
UUUAGAAAUAUGUUACCGGAUAAUAUUGUGAAGUCCAUGACACACCAGGUGGCUACCCGCAUCGUCAGUACAACCGUGAUACGGAACACGAGUAACCUAAACCAGACGGAUAUGCAACCCGAAACAGUUGAAAAAGCGGUUCUUGUCUCCGUCGACUCAACCAAUGUGUUAGGUCUCAUUGUUUUCUCCAUUGCGUUCGGACUGUGCAUUGGUCAAAUCGGCGAGCGAGGUAAAGUGGUUGUGGAGUUCUUCCGUGCCGUAGAGGAAGUGGUGAUGAAGCUUAUUUAUAUUAUCAUGUGGUACGCUCCUUUGGGUAUUUUCUUCCUGGUGAUGGGAAAAAUAUUGGAAUUGCCUGAUCUGUUGGGUGCCAUCAGAGGACUUGGCUUAUUCAUGGCCACUGUCACGGCGGGUCUAAUCAUUCACCUCUUCAUCAUCCUAACGCUGAUCUACUUGGCUAUGACCCGCAAGAACCCUUACACCCUUUUCGGUGCAAUGCUACCGGCAUUUUUUACUGCUCUUGGUACGGCUUCCAGUUCUGCUACAUUACCAAUCACUUUUCGGUGUUUGGAGGAACGGCUUCAAAUUGAUACCCGUGUGACCAGGUUUGUCUUGCCGAUUGGCGCAACAAUGAACAUGGAUGGGACCGCGUUGUAUGAAGCUGUUGCUAGUAUUUUCAUCGCUCAGGUGAACGAUUUCAACCUGGAUAUUGGUCAGCUUGUGACCAUCAGUGUGACAGCCACUCUGGCAGCAAUCGGAGCCGCAAGCGUGCCCGGGGCUGGAUUGGUGACAAUGGUUCUCGUGCUGACCUCCGUGGGAUUACCUGUCAACGACAUUAGCUUGGUUCUUGCAGUGGACUGGUUGCUGGACAGAUUUCGAACAGCCGUCAACGUGAUGGGUGAUUCGUUCGGAGCAGGCAUUGUGGCUCAUUUGUGUCGCAAAGAGUUGGCAGAAAAUCCAGCAACAAGCAAAUCCUCCGUGAAUGCUGCUACAGCCUUUGAAGGUGUCAUCUAUCGGUUGAACUCAGACAUGGAGCUGAAGCGGUAUGAAAACGCGGAUGAGACAGAAACACGGAACUUCUAACAUCCCCAUGUGUCACUAACGUAACUUAUCUGCUUGUGUUCAUUAUAUUAACCAAUCUUUUUUGAUUGUGGAUUUUUUCCACAUAGCAAAACGAUUACCUUUCGGUUCUUCUAUUUAAUGUUUGAAUUGGUAAAAUUUGGACGGGCCUCGCAUUGACACCG